Messenger RNA from Lactuca saligna, 1436 nucleotides. NCBI's taxonomy places the organism in Eukaryota, Viridiplantae, Streptophyta, Magnoliopsida, Asterales, Asteraceae. The record is from the annotation of a GenBank genome assembly.
AGUUCUUUCUUCAAAAUUGUUUGAACUGAAUUUAGAUCUUCGGGAAUAUAUGGUUCAUAUCUCCAAAUAUAUAUAUAUAUAUAUAUACAUACGCACGCAUCACUGCUUUAUAUUUCUGUUCCCUUCAAUUAAAUUUUUGGUACUCGAUAAACAUCAUGUCUCCCCACAAACAGUUUGAUCACUUACGAAUCCCGCUUGAAGAGAUAGUAUCUGCCACCGACAACUUUUCUGAUGCAAAUUUCAUCAGAUAUGAUGGAUUUGGAAAGGAGUACAAAGGACAACUCUUGCAGUCCGGUCGAUUGGUCGAUAUCGUUGCACGGAGGUUAGAUGAUAAGAAUGGAAUAGGAAUCAAAGAGUUUUGGAUGGAGGUCUCGAUGCUUUGUACACUUGAGCAUCAAAAUAUCGUCUCUAUCGUUGGGUUUUGUGACGAUGGUGAUGAUGGUGAGAAGAUCGUCAUAAACAAGCUUGAGACCCGUGGAAGUCUUUGUAACUAUUUAACAGACCCGUGCCUCACAUGGAUGCGAAGGUUGCAGAUAUGUGUCGGUGUUGCGCGGGCAUUAUAUUACAUUCAUUAUGAUGAGGGACGUGAUUUUGGCGUCAUUCAUCGCGAUAUCAAGAGUUCAAAGAUUUUACUAGAUGACAACUGGGAAGCAAAAUUAUAUGGUUUUGAACUUUCCAUGAAUCAGGCUGCGGCUGAAUGGAACUGUGUAUCUUAUAAUAAAGUUUGUGGCACACCCGGAUAUAUGGACCCAACAUAUGUCAAGACUGGAAGUGUGUCCCACAAGUCCGAUAUGUUUUCCUUUGGCGUGGUAUUAAUUGAAGUACUUUGUGGCAAGGUAACAGAAGCUGUAAACGAGGGUGAGGACUAUCUAUAUGAAUUGGCCAAAUCACAUAUUGAAAAUGGAAGACUAUAUGAUAUGGUGAAUCCGGGUCUAUGGAAACAAAUGGACCCACAAUCAUUCAAAAUCUUUUCAGAAAUAGCGUAUUGUUGCUUGAAGGCAGAACCAUCAGAACGACCAAGUAUAGAUCAGAUUCUCAUACAACUUGAGAAAGCACUGGAAUCUCAACAGGAACAAGAAAAUCAUCAAGAAAAGAUUGAAGGCGCAACAUCCAAGAGCUUGAAGGUAAUCGAUCUGUUUUGGGAUGAGGCAAUUGUGGUCAAUAUCAUAUCAAAACUAAGUCUACUCAGUUUGGGAAAAAGGGUUAGCUUGAUUUGAUUCCUUAUAUGGAAAUAGGAAUAACUAAAAGGGAAAAUUAUUAAUCUAACCAAAUUGACUUAUCACUAUUUAACUAAAAAUUAGGAUUUGUCCCAAACUAGCCUUCGAAACCAUAGAUAGUUAGAAUGGUCUAUUGUUUCACCCAUUUACCUACUGUUUUGAUUUUUGUAUAUAAAGAAUUUUUUUUUUUUUUUUUUUCAUUUUUCACUACGAAACCGU